This is a messenger RNA of Mercenaria mercenaria, 1218 nucleotides long. RefSeq names its product histidine N-acetyltransferase-like. The coding region runs from base 34 to 600 and encodes 188 amino acids. The transcript has 3 exons. Lineage: Eukaryota; Metazoa; Mollusca; Bivalvia; Venerida; Veneridae. Gene Ontology annotation, molecular function: acyltransferase activity, transferring groups other than amino-acyl groups. The record is from RefSeq and is a predicted model, not a curated record.
AGCAUCACGAGAAACAUAAAUUUACAUAAAAUAAUGGAGUACUGCAACAAUGUUCGUACGGCAACGCCGGACGACAAGCAAGCUGUGUUACAAAUGCUUGACGGGUUGGAUUAUCUAUUUGAAUAUUAUGAUUAUUUUCAAAACAGCGAGAAUGUGACGCCAUAUGUCUAUACGGAAAAUGGAAAAAUUUUUGCAUAUGUAGCUUGUUAUCGUGUGGAUAAUGGAGAGACCGCUGUAAUAAUGGGAGGUCGAGUUUGUCCAGGUCAUCAAGGCAAACAUGUAUUUAAACGUUUACUGAAUGCGGUAGAUGAAAUUCAAAAAAGUGACAGUGUUACUCAACGUUAUGCACAGUUUAGAGAUCAUGUGCAGGUGCCAUCAGAGAAUUUCUUGAGGACCUAUAAGCAGAUUACAUCGAAGCCAUUACAGAAGUUCAGGUAUAAGAGAAGCAACAUUUCAAGUGAAUUAACGUUGAAAACAUCUGAUUGUAAAGUAAAAGUAAUAGACACUAUUCCAUCCGAAUUCCUGUAUUCUCCAUACAGUAAUUAUUUAUUUCCGGAAGGACGUGUUAUUAUGGACUGGGUACCAUUUCGUUUUCAAUAAACAAAUAUCCCAUUAUUCAAUGGAAGGAACACAGUCUUCGUUUCAGAUGUCAUGCUUAAUAAAACGGAUACAAGACAGGAAACUGAUAAAAAGGCAAAACAUCAAGAAAAUGAUUCAAAUCUUCCACAAAAUGCAUCUGAAGUACAAGGUCUUUUGUCUGGAAGUAUCAUUUAUAAAGAACGAAAUGAAAUAGACCUGUCAUGUGUGUUAGACAUUUUCGGAAACGACAUUCACUCUUUAAGAAAUCAUAUCAUCUGGCAUUUGCAAAGGAUUGAAACUACAGGCCUAGAAGAUAUCAUUGUAACAGUAGUUACAACAAAGGGUGUGUUUGAACAGCCUUUACUAGAGAAAGCUCUGGACACGCUUGGAAUAGAUGUGAAGAAUGGACCAAUAAGAGGACAGUUUAAAGAGCCAACUGUUUAUGAAACUGAGAGCAUCCAACAAUAAAGUGGUAUUUACAUAUAUGCAACAAAGCGAUCUCUAUCUGACAUUAACUAUCAUGCAACAAAGUAAGAAAGAUAUUGCUUAUCUAAUUAGCGUACAUGUUGGUAUGGAGACAGUUUUACAUAUUAAGGUUUUUCAACGGGACUCUUACCUGUCCUUUUUGUAUUUGUCAAG